Molecule: messenger RNA, 849 nt
Organism: Erigeron canadensis
Lineage: Eukaryota; Viridiplantae; Streptophyta; Magnoliopsida; Asterales; Asteraceae
Product: 14 kDa zinc-binding protein-like
Exons: 6
Coding region: 85-648 (187 amino acids)
Biological process (GO): sulfur compound metabolic process; purine ribonucleotide metabolic process
Cellular component (GO): cytoplasm
Molecular function (GO): adenylylsulfatase activity
Source: RefSeq, a predicted model, not a curated record
AGAAGACCAAGAUAAAAAUAAAAAUGAAAAAAUAAAAAACCCCCGUCGGAUAGCAGGAAGCAGCAGAGCUUACCUUCCAAAAAUAUGGCGGCUGCCUUCUUCACCUCCUCGUCUUCUUCCACACUCUUAUUUCGGCGGACCGCCACUGCGGUAACUUUUGUAGCAUUGAAGCAACUAGGACCAUGUUCCAUCCCUCCUAUUCACUCCCCAUUUCAUCUUCCUCAAAGGACCAUGUCCCGUGUGAGUGCGACACAUGAUGAAGAGGCUUCUGCUAGAGCAGCUGCAACUGAAGCAAACACCGGAGCCCCAACAAUAUUUGACAAGAUUAUUUCAAAGGAGAUCCCUUCCAGCAUUGUUUAUGAAGAUGAAAAAGUUCUAGCUUUUCGUGACAUAAAUCCUCAAGCCCCUGUUCAUGUUUUAGUUAUUCCAAAGCUCAGAGAUGGUUUAACAGAGCUUGGCAAGGCUGAACCAAGACACGAAGACAUAUUGGGUCACCUUCUUCAUGCAUCGAAAAUAGUAGCAGAAAAAGAAGGCAUUGUUGACGGAUUCCGUGUUGUCAUAAACAGCGGUGCUACAGCUUGUCAAUCAGUUUACCAUCUACAUUUACAUGUUCUUGGAGGAAGACAGUUGAAAUGGCCACCAGGCUGAUUGAGGUUUAAACAAUCAUCUCAUUGCUUCCAUUUUCAUUUUCAUUUGGGUGGUUUACAUACCAUAUGGAGGUUGCAUUGUAUUGAGGUGUAUUAACGUAUUAUGUGACCAUUUACCUGACUUUGUUUAAUUUCCCACUAAUAAAACAUCUGUAUAUUCAAAUCCACAAUAAUGAUUUAAUCAAAGUGGAAAUUACUUGCA